This is a messenger RNA of Leptopilina heterotoma, 2244 nucleotides long. RefSeq names its product opsin, blue-sensitive-like (gene Blop). Gene Ontology annotation, biological process: visual perception; G protein-coupled receptor signaling pathway. The transcript is spliced from 8 exons. Gene Ontology annotation, cellular component: membrane. NCBI's taxonomy places the organism in Eukaryota, Metazoa, Arthropoda, Insecta, Hymenoptera, Figitidae. The coding region runs from base 497 to 1630 and encodes 377 amino acids. The record is from RefSeq and is a predicted model, not a curated record. Gene Ontology annotation, molecular function: G protein-coupled receptor activity.
CUCAGAUUCAAGUGAGUUGCGGAACGUAUUCCCAACUUUCGCACCGCGUCUCACUUCAAAACUCUUCUAUAUAAACACUUUUUUUUCUCUCUGAUUUUUUUUUUAAUGUGAAUAACUUUUUAACAAAGUGAAUAAAAAUUUCCUCCAUUUUCUGUUUUCUAUUUUCCUUUUUGAAAAUAUAUAAUUUUUACAAACGGAAAUUUUUUUCUUUCUUCGUGAAAUAUCAAUUUUUUCGUGAAAUUUCUCUUUUGGUUUUUAUUGUUUGUUCUCUAAUAAACAUAUAUAUAUAUAUAUAUAUAGAUAGAGAAAGAGUGAGGGAGCAAUAUAUAUAUUGAUGCAAGAAAGGUUCUAAAACCACUCGGUGAAAAGUGGUAGACACCAAAAACGCUAACAAUCAAGUAACUAGCAACAGUCCAAUUAGAUUCGGAACGUUCGUUAACAACAGUUGAACUUCCAAUUAUCGAUUUCUCGGUGAUAAACCGAACACAGGGCAAGAAUGUUCUUCAAUGAGAGCGCCAUGUUGCUGCCGAUGGCCAUUGUCGGUGAUGCUGGGCAUAUUCAGCACAUGCAGGAUCGUCUUUUGGGAUGGAAUGUACCAGCAGAACAUUCAGAUAUGGUACAUCCACAUUGGAGGGGAUUUUUGGCACCACAAAGAUAUUGGCACAUAUGUUUAGCCCUAAUUUAUUUUAUGCUCAUGGUACUUUCACUCGUCGGUAACGGAUGUGUUGUUUGGAUAUUUUCGACGUCAAAAUCUCUCAGAUCGCCGUCAAAUAUGUUUAUAAUUAAUUUGGCUCUCUUUGACUUAAUGAUGAUGUUAGAAAUGCCAUUGCUGAUUGCCAAUAGUUUCUUGGAGCGAAUGUUAGGUUGGCAAUUGGGCUGCGAUAUUUAUGGUGCACUCGGCAGUAUUUCUGGGAUAGGUCAAGCCAUUACAAAUGCGGCCAUUGCAUUCGAUCGCUACAGAACUAUUUCGUGCCCUAUCGAUGGAAGACUCAAUGGAAAACAAGCUUUUGUUAUCGUAAUGCUUACAUGGUUUUGGGCAUUGCCAUUCACAAUACUUCCAUGGGUUCGUGUUUGGGGUCGUUACGUACCAGAGGGAUUUUUAACAACCUGCAGUUUUGAUUUUCUGACAGACGAUGAUGACACGAAAGUUUUUGUUGCAAGCAUUUUCUGUUGGUCGUACGUUUUUCCAAUGACACUUAUUGUUUAUUUCUAUUCUCAAUUAAUGAAAUCUGUACGUCAUCAUGAAAAAAUGUUACGUGAACAGGCGAAGAAGAUGAAUAUCAAAUCACUCAUAUCCAAUCAAGAUAAGGAAAGAAGUGUUGAAAUGCGAAUUGCAAAAGUUGCAUUCACGAUAUUUUUCUUAUUUGUUUGCGCCUGGACGCCAUAUGCUGUUGUUGCUUUGACUGGAGCUUUUGGAAAUCGUGAAACAUUAACACCAUUUGCCACAAUGAUACCAGCAGUAUUCGCAAAAACUGUAUCCUGCAUUGAUCCCUGGGUUUAUGCAAUUAAUCAUCCAAGGUAUCGAGUGGAAUUACAAAAGCGAUGUAAGUGGAUGGGAAUUCGUGAACCAGAACCAGCAACAGAUACAACAUCGGCAACAACAGAAAGAAUGAAAGCAGAUGAUGCAUAAAUUUUGAAAGAAUCCUCUCGAAAAAUGUAGCUACAGUCGACGUAAUAGAAAAUCAAUGAAUCAGUACAAGAUAAAACAUCAAAAUCUACAUUAUCAGCCACCACAAAUAUAACAUCGAAAUUUUUAUUCUGAUUUUUUGAGAAAAAAAAAGGAAUUAUGUUAUCAACGCUAUAUUUUUAAAUUCUACUCGUAUAUUUAUAGUUCUAUAUUUUUAUUUUAUAUAUAUAUAACUAUUAAGAGAAUUUCUUAUUGAAAAAUAAUUUCAAAUUUUUAUGACAAGAAAUUUUAUUUAAAAAAGCAUAAGUUAUAAAAUUAUCUCAUAUAAACAAUAGCAGGGAGAAAAUUGGAUUAAGAAAGUCUAUAUAUACUUGUCCAAAUAUAUAGGAAUAUUAUAUACAGGAGUAUUCAUAUAAUUAUAGGGUAUUUUCGACCAAAAGGAAAAUAUGGUCAAUAAUAAUGGAAAUCACAUUUGAAAUUGAAAAGACAAUAUUAAACCUUUCGUAAUUUUGUAGGAAACAUUCAUUUUUCUCCAAUAAUUUCUUGAAAAUAUAUUGUAUACAGUUAUAGUGAUUUUUGUGUAAUAUUUUUCUGUAUAAAUAAAAAUAAUAGCAUUA